Molecule: messenger RNA, 4805 nt
Organism: Nothobranchius furzeri (turquoise killifish)
Lineage: Eukaryota; Metazoa; Chordata; Actinopteri; Cyprinodontiformes; Nothobranchiidae
Gene: smc5
Product: structural maintenance of chromosomes 5
Biological process (GO): double-strand break repair via homologous recombination
Cellular component (GO): nucleus; Smc5-Smc6 complex
Molecular function (GO): ATP hydrolysis activity; single-stranded DNA binding; ATP binding
Source: RefSeq, a predicted model, not a curated record
AACAAAACAACAACAAAAAAGAAAAAUUGUUGGACUUUUCCCACAACAAACCACUAGAUGGCGACAGUCUCCAAGCUGGCCAUGUCCCAUGAUGCAACGCGUGCGCUUCCUUUUAUAUAGAGCCGGAAGUGUAUAGCCAUCAUAGCAUGAGUGGCUGGUUGUGUGCGUGUUGUUAGUUAGCGAGCGUCUGUGUGAGUGAAUGUGGAGUAUGCAUGUUGUAUGUGUGUAUAUUUUUAAAAACCUACACAGUGAUCUUAUUUGAUCUGGUCUGAGUUUGGCUCUGCUCUGACUAGAAAUGAUAAAAAAAGCGCUCGCGAGCUUCUAUGGGGGCGAUGAGCAGCCGGCGACAAACACCUAAUGGGGCCUCCACAUUUCGUGCUGUGGUCAGAAGUGAUGAAUUGAUCAGAUAUACUAGUUCUGGGUCGGCUUGAGGUUCGCCUUAAAGCUUUACCUGUAAGAACAAUGAGUAAAGAGGCGAUUCUGAUCUCACCACAGCCGAAAAGAAGCCACGAGACCCGCAUGUUAGGAAAUGGUGAAACAAAAGUGGCUUUCAUUUGUAUAGAUAAAGAUGGAUGGAUGGAUGGAUGAUCUUUAUUGACAGACUCUUAUGUCCAGAUUAAAAAAUAAAUAAAUAAAACAAAACAUUAAAAACAAAUAGAACAAAUAAGAUAAAAGCAUAAACAUCUAAAUCUAUUUAAAAAACUUACUAUAAAGAUGUUCCGCACAAGAGUAACCACACAAACACUUCAGCCAGUGUUUCCUUAUACUGGACAAAUAGCGACAAAUGCUCACAGCAGGAUCAGUGAUUGCUAAAAUUAUACUGUUGGCAGAGCUAUCCAGUCGUUCUCUAAAAGUGAACAUUAGUUUUCUUAAAAGAGCUUUAAAAGUACAAAUGCCUGCUGUUACAAACAUCUGACUGGCACUGCCCCCUCUGGGUAUUUUGAGUAUGAUUCUUAAGGCAUCAUUGAAUGCAACAUGCAGCUUAUUCAUGCUGCUUUGAUUGUAAGAUCAAAAUUACUGCCCAACAAAACCAAAAAUACUGCUCAACCACAGUUGGGCUGUAUAAAGCGGAGUACAAUAUGCUUUAAAUAAAGCCACCUUAACUGGUGAACAAAAACUUACGUGCUAUAGUAUUAUUGGCCUGUGCAUACAGCUUACAGCACCAUGGCAUGUAGUCAUGCAAAUGCUAAAAUUGGCCAUUAGAGACAAAUUCGGACUUUUUUAUGAGCAAAAACUACACAAGCAUAAAAAAAAACUACACAAGCAUAUCCGUGUUCCUGUUUUACUUUCCUACAUGUUCUCGCGAUAGUUAGCGUUAACAUUUUAUGUACAUGUGACCUCUUAAAAGCUCAGCAAAACGCGCGAGAAUAAGCAACGUGAUCGUAGCCGAACCGUAGCCGCGAAGAGAAUUUUGUUUAGUCGCUAUGGGCGAAUCAAGUAAAAGACCGAGAUUAAGUCAAAUUAGCAGAAACACGCAGACUUCUGCGAGCAGAGCAAGCGUGUUCAGAGGUGGACACUCGGAUAUUGCCGGAGGCGUUGGUACAUUUGUUGAGGGUUCCAUCCUUCGCAUCACGAUGAGAAACUUCCUAACGUAUGACUUCUCUGUGGUCCAUCCGGGAUCCAAUCUGAACAUGAUUGUUGGAGCUAACGGGACUGGGAAGUCCAGCAUUGUAUGUGCCAUCUGCCUGGGUCUGGCUGGAAAGACAGCAAUUCUGGGCAGAGGAGACAAGGUUGGGCUCUAUGUCAAACGUGGCUGCAAGAAAGGCUCUAUUGAGAUUGAACUGUACAAAAAUGGAGGUAAUGUGAUAAUUAACAGAGAGAUCCAUGUAGAGAACAAUCAGUCACUUUGGAUGCUGAAUGGAAGACACUGCAGCCUGAAACAAGUAGAAGAAGAGGUCAGGACUCUGCAAAUUCAAGUCAGCAACCUCUGCCAGUUCCUCCCUCAGGAAAAAGUUGGAGAGUUUGCAAAAAUGUCCCAAAUUGAGUUGCUUGAGGCAACCGAGAAGUCGGUUGGACCACCAGAAAUGUACGAGUACCACUGUGAGCUUAAAAACUUCCGCAGCAAAGAACGAGAACUGGAGAACGUCUUGAAGGAGAAGACGAGUUUCCUGGAAAAGGCCAAGCAGAGGAAUGAGAGGAACAAGCUCGAUGUCAACCGCUACUAUGAAAAAAAGCGGCAUCUUGACGUCAUCGAGCUGCUGGAGAAGAAGAAACCGUGGGUGGAGUAUGAAACCACUCGUAAGGAGCUGGAGGGUGUGAAGAAGGAGCGAGAAGAAGCCAAAAAGCAGCUUUUGACCCUGAAGCAAGCCCAGGCGCCCAUGCUGAAGAAAAUCCAGCAGAUUGAUGAAAAGCUGAAGCCCAUUGAGGCAGAAAUGAAAGCUAAGACUGCUGCUAUCAAAGAAGCUUCUCAGAAGUGCAAGCAGAAACAAGAUCAGCUGGAUCGAAAACAUAAAGAGAUUGAUGACAUUAAACAGGCACUGAGGAUGAAGCAGAUUGAAGAGGAAGACCACCAGAAAAGAAUCGUCAACACUAGACGGACCAUCGAAGACCUGAAGGUGGAGCUGGACAAGCUCGGAGACCAACUAGACACCACCCUGCUGAUUUCUGCUAUUAGUGUGGAACUUAAGGAGAUCCAGGAGAGGACAGCCAGGAUUGAAGCGGAAAAGGCCGACCUGCGCAGGGAGAGGGACAACGUCAUCGCAGAGUCCAGAAGCUUGCAGAAGAAGCUCAAUGACAUGAACAACCUGAUGAACAUGAAAGAAGAGAAGCUGCGGACACGCCACAGGGACACACACACCGCUCUCCUUUGGCUCAGAGAGAACAGACAGCUGUUCAGAGGAAACAUUCAUGAGCCCAUGAUGCUGGUGAUCAACGUAAAGGAUCAUCAGAAUGCCAAGUAUGUGGAGAACCACAUCUCCUUCCACGACCUGCGAGCGUUUGUCUUCCAGAGGAAAGACGACAUGGAGAUUUUCUUGGUGGAGGUUCGUGACAAGAUGAAUCUGAAAGUCAACGCCAUUUCUGCUCCGGAGGUGUCCUGUUCUGGACGUCCACCGUCAAGAAACAUCGAGUCCAUGAGGCGUUUUGGGUUCUUCACCUACCUCCGUGAGAUGUUCAAUGCCCCCGAUGAGGUGAUGAGUUACCUGUGUUCCCAGUACAAAGUGCAUGACGUUCCAGUCGGCAACGAGCAAACCAAAGCCUUGAUUAAUACAGUGAUUCAGGAGCCUUACCUUAAGGUGUUGUAUACGACAGAUGAGAGGUACACUGUAAAAAGGUCCAUCUAUUCCAACAAGACCAGCACCAGUAACUCAGCUGUGCAAAAGUCUCAGUACCUCAUCAUCACCGUGGACGCUGAAGAGAGGCGACAGCUGGAGCAGCAGCUGAGGGCCUGUGAGUCAAAACUGCAAGAAAUCGAUGAACGAAUGAAGACCCUGCAGACGGAGUUUGCUGCACUGAAUCGCCAUGAAAACGAGCUGUUGUCGGAGAAGAAGCGUUUGUCUGAGUUAAAGGGAAAAAAGAAGCAACUGGAGCAGAAAAUCGGCACCAAACAGGACAGUCUGAGGCAGAUGGAGCAGAACGUUAUCGAUUUGAAAAAGGUUGAAGAACAAACAAAUGCCAAGAUUAAAGCCGUUAGUUUCCAGAAGGUGACCAUAGUCUCUGUGCUCACGGCAGAAAUUAAGACGAAAGCUAAGCUGUCAAUGGAGAAAGUGUACUUGGCUUUGGAGACUGUGGGGUUAACGGCAGAGAAGAACAAGCUGGAGAACGACUGCAGAGAGGGCGCCUCUGAGCUGAAGACGAUGGAUAUAAAGUGCAGCCGUUUGGAGCAGAGAAAGGUGCAGCUGACCGAAAAAUGCAAAGGCCUGUUGAAGAGCGCUAAGUCGAUCUGUCGGAUGCAAAUGGACGAGCCGUUACCUGAAGGCCUGCGUAAUGCCUUCAGCAAACUGCCUGACACGCUGGACGAGGUGGACUCCAUGCUGAACGAGGAGCGGUCUAGAGCUGAGUGCUUCACGGGUCUAAGUGAAAAUGUUGUCGAGGAGUACAGCAGGAGGGAGCAGGAGAUCGAACAUCUGGAGAAAGAGCUGGAAAAGAAGAUCGCAGAUCUGAACGCCUACCGACAGAACAUUUCAGAGGCUAAGGAGCGCUGGCUGAUCCCUUUGAAGCAGCUGAUCGAACAGAUAAACGACAAGUUCAGCAAUUUCUUUCGCUCCAUGCAAUGCGCAGGAGAGGUUGAUCUGCACACAGAGAAUGAGGAGGAGUACGACAAGUAUGGGAUUCGCAUUCGAGUGAAGUUCCACAGCAGCACUCAGCUCCACGAGCUCACGGCGCACCAUCAGAGCGGAGGGGAGCGCAGCGUCUCCACCAUGCUCUACCUCAUGGCCUUACAGGAGCUGAACCGCUGCCCCUUCAGAGUCGUGGAUGAAAUCAACCAGGGGAUGGAUCCUAUAAAUGAGAGGAGAGUUUUUGACAUUGUGGUCCAAACAGCCUGCAAAGAAACUACUUCUCAGUAUUUUUUCAUCACACCAAAACUCCUGCAGAAUCUUCAGUAUGCUGAGGAGAUGACCGUCCUGUGUGUGCACAACGGCCCCCACAUGCUCCCCCCCGACAAGUGGGACAUAAAGGCUUUUAUUAGACGCCUUGAAAGAAAAGCCCGAGCAUAAGUUCAUGUUCUGAAGAGUCUAAAUACUAGAUGUGUUGAUCCUUUUGUGUUCACGUUGCAUUUGAACUUGCUUUGUUUACUUUUUAUAACAGACCGUUUACACAGUAGCUUUCAUGUUUAUAUCGCUAAAUAAAAAAAGAUGCUGCUGUCA